Messenger RNA from Hordeum vulgare subsp. vulgare (domesticated barley), 1260 nucleotides. RefSeq names its product deSI-like protein At4g17486. Gene Ontology annotation, molecular function: deubiquitinase activity. The transcript has a single exon. The record is from RefSeq and is a predicted model, not a curated record. Gene Ontology annotation, biological process: protein deubiquitination. The coding region runs from base 341 to 1081 and encodes 246 amino acids. Lineage: Eukaryota; Viridiplantae; Streptophyta; Magnoliopsida; Poales; Poaceae.
UCGCUGACGGGUAAGUAAAACCCAGCACGAAUCUUGGCGGCUCGCAUCCUCUAUUGCGGCGCUGAAUCAUGGACACGCCAGCCUGCCAAAGCCAAAGCCAGAGCCCCCCAAUGCGAUGCCACGAAAAAGCGAUCAUGCUCAGACACAGCCGCGCGACAAGCUGCUAAAGAAACCCACAUAAAAACCUACUCGCAGCGCCCGCAACGCCGCGCGGCGACCACGGUGCCGUCUGCCGUGCGGGGGUGUCUGCGUCUCCCUCUCUCCCUCUCCCUCUCCCUCUCUCUCUCUCUCUCGGCCGAAGCGACGCGACGCGAGGGAGAAACGCACGCGGGCCGGGGGAAUGGCGGCCGCCGCCUCCUCGUCCUCGUCCUCCACCUCCUCCUCGGCCGGCUCCUCCGCGUCCACCUCGACGCCCCGGCCCGCUGCGAGGCAGGCCGCGCCGUCGUCGUCCCCGGUGUUCCUCAACGUGUACGACGUGACCCCCGCCAACGGGUACGCGCGGUGGCUGGGGCUCGGCGUGUACCACUCGGGCGUGCAGGUCCACGGGGUGGAGUACGCGUACGGCGCGCACGAGGGCGCCGGGAGCGGCAUCUUCGAGGUGUCCCCGCGGCGGUGCCCCGGCUACGCGUUCCGGGAGGCGGUGCUGGUGGGCACCACGGAGCUGACCCGCGCCGACGUGCGCGCCCUCAUGGCCGACCUCGCCGCCGACUUCCCCGGCGACGCAUACAACCUCGUCUCCCGCAACUGCAACCACUUCUGCGACGCCGCCUGCCGCCGCCUCGUCGCCCGCGCCCGCAUCCCGCGCUGGGUCAACCGCCUCGCCAAGAUCGGGGUCGUCUUCACCUGCGUCAUCCCCAGCACCAACCAGGUGCGCCGCAAGGGGGACCAGCUGCCCCCCGUCAAGAGCCGCUCCGCCCGCCAGCCCGCCGCGCCGCCGCGGCCCAGGACCUUCUUCCGCUCCCUCUCCGUCGGCGGCGGCGGCAAGAACGUGACGCCCCGCCCGCUGCAGACCCCGCCCCCGACGCCGCCGACGCCGCAGACGUUGACGACGCCGACACCGACGCCGUUGGCCUCCAUGUAACGGCGCCAUUACUCCUUUUCGUUUACAGCUCACACCUUCCUUUUUUUUCCUCCUUCGACAGUUACCUGAAUUCUGUGCAUAGUAGUACCCGAGAUUAAGAUUUGUGCUCUGCGAGUGCUGCACUGUCACCAUGAUAGUACCAGUAGUAACUGCAGUUCAUUAGGCUAUUAAUUUCCGAA